UGCUUCGAGUGCUGUCAGCAUCGCUCCGUGUGCACGAACGUUGUUUUGAAAAACUCGCCCUUCCUUCCCUGAAGUCUAUUGUGUAAUUGUGAGAGACCAUCGUUCUCUACAACUGCCUGAAAGGAGGCUGUAGCCAGAUACUGAAAGCACCAUUGAGAAAACAGCAAAAUGAGCAGUCGUCGGAAGCGGGCACCUCCGUCCAAAGUGGAUGAGGAGAAGAAGAAAAAGCUCUGCUGGAAUAUGCAUGAAGACCGGAGAAAUGAGAUGGUGGCUUUAGAUGAUGAAGUAACUGAUGAGGACCAUAUUCCAGUUCCAAGCACUUCUGCAUCCUUCAUUGUUAUCAACGAUGAUAGCACUGAUGAAGAUCUUGUACAGAAAGAAGGCAGUGGCUCAAAAUCUGUUAAGUUUUUGACAGUUAAUGAUGAAGAAGACUCUUAUUCCAUCUUGACUCCUGUAUCCGUACAGCUAAAUAUUAUAGUCCUGCCAUACCGUGCAGAUAGGUCCUGGAAGGCUUUGUUGGGAGAAUUUGCUCUUCGUCUGCCUUCUGAGCAAAUUCUAUCUGAUGAAUUCCGUGACAGGAGCUUUACUUUAAUGAAAGGAGACUCUGAUGAUGAGCUGCAGGUCUGUGUUCAUGAAAGAAGUGAAGAAGAGUACAGCAAUGAAACAAAAGAAUACCUGGGUGCUUAUGAACAACGUAUUCUUGUGGAAGCAACUUUAAGUGGUGAAAUAUUGGAAGGUUUGAGAUGGUUGCAAAAGAAAAAGAUAAUUGGACUUUAUCAAAGACCUGGAGAGGCUCAGGCUUUAAAGGUUGGAGUUUACCUUCUUGAAGCUGGCCUAAGUAAACCAGAAUUUCUCAGUGAUGGAGGUGGAAGACCCAAAAAAGCUAAUCAGAUUAUUCAAAAACUCAUGGAAAAGUUCUACAGUUUUUUAAUUCCAGAUGACCUGGAGGAAGAUGAGGAAGAAUCUGACAUGGAACUAGAACGACAAAAUAUUGAAGAGCUUUAUGACUUUGUACGGCACACCCAUCAGCAGGAUAUCCAAUUACUGAGAAAGGAUGUGCAGCAUCCUGCAUUGAUUCCCAUUCUGAGGCCGUACCAAAGCGAGGCUGUGAACUGGAUGCUUCACCGAGAGAACCACACAAGUACUCCAAGUAAUGAAAACGUGCUGCACUUCUUAUGGCGGGAGGUGAUCACUCUGGAUGGAAUAAAAAUCUACUAUAAUCCAUUUACUGGCUGCAUUAUCCGUGAGUAUCCAACUGCUGGACCCCAGUGGCCUGGAGGUAUUUUGGCAGAUGAGAUGGGUCUUGGAAAAACAGUAGAAGUGUUGGCUCUUAUUCUGAAUCAUCCUGGACCAGAGAUUAAACAAGAUGAUCUGACAUUACCUGAGGGUAAGCUUGUGAACUUCUUUGUUCCACCUCAACCUUUAGAGGGAAAUAAAAAGAAAAAACCAAAGGAAAUGGAGCCUAAAUUAAAGGAAAAAAUACAGUAUCCCAGCUUACGAGUAAUGAUAUUAGCAGCUGUAAAGGAAAUGAAUGUGAAGAAAGGAGCAUCCAUAAUUGCAAUAUUUAAGUACAUCAGUUCUAUAUAUAGGUACGACACGCAGAGAAAUAGACGGCUUCUCAAAAGAACUCUGGAAAAACUAAUUGCAGAACAGGUGGUUGAACAAGUUAAAGGACAUGGUCUGGCUGGGUCUUUCAAGCUGGGAAAGAAUUAUAAGGAACAGAAGAAGCGAGAAAGAGUCAAAGAGCAGGUAGCAAGGACUUCAGAAAGCACUCAGAAGAAGCAGUUGAUUGAUGCUAAAACUCAAACCAAAGAAUCAAGAAACACUGAUGAAACGUCUGAAAAUGUCUUUAAAACUGCUUCACAUGAGAAUAUUGCCAUGGAAGAACAUGAUUAUUGUACAACUAGUAAAAAUAACAGGAAAUCUGAAGCAGAUAAUGAGAACUCUGUAGAAGAGAAAAAUGUUAAGCAAGAAACUGUGGUCCCAAAGUCUCCUGAUUUUCAUGGCAACCUCCUUGUCUCCAGUGACACGAGCAGUCAUCUUGAUGUUGAUGUUUCUGAAACUACUGUUAUCCAGCAGGAAGUCCCAAAAGUCCAAUCCUCACAUUCCCAAGAACGUGCUGGCAGUAGCGUACAACAUACCAGUUCUGUAUUUCCAUUUAAUACCUCUGAAUAUCGUUUUGAAUGCAUCUGUGGUGAGCUUGGAUUGGCUGACUACAAAGCUCGUGUGCAGUGCCUGAAAUGUUACCUGUGGCAGCAUGCCGAGUGUGUAAACUACAAAGAGGAGAACCUGAAGAGCAGGCCCUUCUACUGUCCCCAUUGCCUUGUGGCAAUGAAACCGGUUCCCACAGGAGCGACUCUGAUAAUUUCUCCUAGUUCUAUUUGUCACCAGUGGGUAGAUGAGAUCAACAGGCAUGUAAGAUCAUCAUCUCUUCGAGUUCUGGUGUACCAAGGUGUGAAGAAGCAUGGCUUUUUGCAGCCACACAUGCUGGCAGAGCAGGAGGUGGUUAUCACCACCUACGACGUCCUGCGCACCGAACUGAACUACGUGGACAUUCCCCACAGCAACAGCGAGGACGGGCGCCGCUUCAGGAACCAGAAGCGCUACAUGGCCAUCCCCAGCCCCUUGGUAGCAGUGGAGUGGUGGAGGAUCUGCCUUGACGAAGCACAAAUGGUUGAAUGCACCACUGCAAAGGCUGCUGAGAUGGCGCUCCGUUUGAGUGGAAUCAAUCGUUGGUGUGUCAGUGGCACUCCUGUGCAGCGAGGAUUAGAAGAUUUGUAUGGAUUAGUCCUUUUUCUUGGAGUUGAUCCUUACUGGGUCAAACACUGGUGGGACCAACUACUAUAUCGACCUUAUUGUAGGAAAAAUCCCCAGCCUCUCUACAGUCUAAUUGCGAAGAUAAUGUGGAGAUCAGCAAAGAAGGAUGUGCUUGACCAAAUUCAAAUCCCCCCUCAGACAGAAAAUAUACACUGGCUUCACUUCUCUCCUGUGGAGAGACACUUCUAUCAUCGCCAGCACGAGGUGUGCUGCCAGGAUGCAUUGGCAAAACUCAGGAAGAUUUCAGACUGGACUCUUAAGCUUAGCAGCCUAGAUAGAAGGACUGUGACUUCUAUUCUAUACCCUUUGCUACGGCUCAGGCAGGCCUGCUGUCACCCACAAGCUGUUCGGGGAGAGUUCUUGCCGCUACAGAAAAGCACCAUGACCAUGGAGGAACUACUGGCAUCUCUGCAAAAGAAAUGUCGAACAGAGUGUGAAGAAGCUCACCGACAGUUGGUGUGUGCUCUUAAUGGCUUAGCUGGUAUCCAUAUCAUUAAAGGAGAAUAUGCAUUGGCUGCGGAGCUGUACAGAGAAGUACUAAGAUCAUCUGAAGAACACAAAGAAAAGCUCAAAACAGAUUCCUUGCAAAGACUUCAUUCUACACAUAAUUUGAUGGAAUUGUUGGCAAAGCACCCAGGAAUUCCCCCGACUUUGCGUGAUAGCCGACUUGCAGAAGAGGCAGAACAACUCCGACAGCAUUAUAUGAGUAAAUCCAAUGCAGAAGUUGCAGAAGCCCAUCAGGCCUUACAGCCAGUUCUUCAAACUAUUCGAGAACUUCAGAGAAAGAUACAUUCAGGUUCUCCUUGGUGGUUGGAUGUCAUCCAGACAGCAAUACAGUAUGCCAUUGAUGAGGAGCUUGUUCAACGUGUGCAAAACGAAAUAACCUGCAACUACAAACAGGAGACAAGUAAACUCUCCAUGGCAGAGAAAUUCCGUGACUGCAGAGGCCUUCAGUACCUCCUCACAACCCAGCUGGAUGAAGUGAAGAAGUUCCAGAAGAUUGUAAGAGAAGCAGUGAAAAACUUAGAAGGGCCUCCUUCUAAGCAGGUUAUUGAGGCUGCCACUAUCUGCCAUUUGCGACCUGUUAGACUGCCACUUAACAACUGUGUCUUUUGUAAGGCUGACGAAUUGUUCACAGAAUAUGAGUCAAAGCUCUUUAUGCAUAGUGUUAAAGGCCAAAUGGCAAUAUUCGAGGAGAUGAUAGAAGACCAAGAAGGGCUUGUCGAUGACCGUUUGCCCACCACAAGCAGAGGGCUCUGGGCAACCAGUGAAACUGAGAGGGCUUUGAAAGCUCUUCUUUCCUUUGCCAAAGCUCACCGCAUGGAUGUUAGAGUAACCGAGGAAGGGAGCGCAUUCCUGGAGCUCUUUGAAGCAUGGAAAAAGGAAUAUAAGCUACUUCAUGAGUACUGGAUGGUCCUUAGGGAUCACGUGUCUGCUAUUGAUGAACUGGCAAUGGCGACAGAGCGACUGAGAGUGCGUCACCCUGAUGAGCCAAAACCAAAUCCACCAGUGCUCCACAUUAUAGAGCCACAUGAGGUAGAGCAAAAUCGAGUGAAACUUCUGAAUGACAAGGCAGUUGCCAAAUCACAGCUUCAAAAGAAAUUAGGACAACUUCUGUACCUCACUAAUCUGGAGAAAUCUCAGGACAAAACCACUGGAGGAGUUAACCCAGAACCAUGUCCAAUCUGUGCACGUCAGCUGGGAAGACAGUGGGCAGUGCUGACGUGUGGACACUGUUUUUGUAAUGAGUGCAUAGCAAUCAUCAUCCAGCAGUACAGCGUCGGCACCCGCCGGAGCUCAAUUAAAUGUGCCAUUUGCAGGCAGACAACAUCUCAUAAAGAAAUAUCUUAUGUCUUCACUGCAGAAGCUGCAAAUCAGGAGGAUGAUAUUCCUGUAAAGGGAAGUCACUCUACCAAAGUGGAAGCUGUGGUCCGAACACUGAAGAAAAUCCAAUUUAAAGAUCCAGGGGCUAAGUCCUUAGUUUUCUCAACGUGGCAAGAUGUGUUGGAUAUAAUUUCAAAAGCUUUGUAUGACAACAACAUGGUUUUUUCUCAGAUCAAUGGAAUUAGUAAAUUUCAGGAAAACCUGUCUGCAUUUAAAUAUGAUCCCAACAUCAAUAUUUUGCUGCUGCCUCUUCACACUGGUUCAAAUGGACUAAACAUCAUCGAAGCAACUCAUGUUCUGCUCGUGGAGCCCAUUCUGAAUCCAGCACAUGAGCUACAGGCUAUUGGCAGAGUACAUCGUAUUGGCCAAACAAAAUCUACGAUUGUUCAUAGGUUCCUGAUAAAAGCAACAAUAGAGGAGAGAAUGCAGACUAUGCUGAAGACUGUAGAUAGAAGCCACACGAGCUCUUCCAUGAAACAGUCAGAAGCCUCAGUGUUGACAGUGGCAGAUUUGGCUGACCUUUUUACAGAGGAAACUGAAGAACUUGAGUAAAAACAUUGGUUUGACCUAAUGAAAUUGGAAAGUACCUGACCCAGUAAGCACCAGGAUAAAAUCCACUUGAUCUGUCAUUCCUGUAGGCAUCAUCUAACACUUGUCUGUAAGACAGCAAUCGGAAAUUGAGAAGUCUUAAUUUUUACUGAUUUAUUCUUUGGUGAUGUUCAUAGCAGCACACACUUCUGAUGGCACUGGAUAAAAGUUGCACUUUGCACAUUAUACAAAAACAUGAAUUUUUUUUUCCCAAAGAGAAUUUGAGCUGGAUGCUGAAACUGAGAUCUUGGACCUUUGGUUGAGAGGAUUUUUACCAUCAGGCUUGAUCGGCUAUUAGCUCAGUCUGAGAACAAAACUUGUGUGGGUGGUUGGGUGGGAAAGGGAAGCAGAAAAAUACAGAUCUAAUUUUUUUUUAUUGUACAAAGAGUUGUUAGAAAGAAUGACUGUAAAUUAAUAUUCUUCUAGAAAAGGCUUGUUAGAUUUAAUGCAGAGUUAUUAAGUGUCUUAUUGUUAACACUUCAAAUUACAAAUGUUUACUAAUAGUUUGGAUAUUUGUAUUAGGACUUUAGAUAUUCAUAAAGACUUUUACCGUUAAAUAUUUCAUUGUUAAUGCUUACGGCAAAAAUAUGAUAAUUAAAUUAUGCUUUUUGUAUGUGUGUUGGUCUGGUGAUCAGUUAAAGACUUGA
Molecule: messenger RNA, 5936 nt
Organism: Onychostruthus taczanowskii (white-rumped snowfinch)
Lineage: Eukaryota; Metazoa; Chordata; Aves; Passeriformes; Passeridae
Gene: SHPRH
Product: SNF2 histone linker PHD RING helicase
Exons: 30
Coding region: 169-5253 (1694 amino acids)
Biological process (GO): protein polyubiquitination; nucleosome assembly; DNA damage response
Cellular component (GO): nucleosome; nucleus
Molecular function (GO): DNA binding; ATP binding; ubiquitin protein ligase activity
Source: RefSeq, a predicted model, not a curated record